AUGGCGCUGGAGACAUCCAGCGGGUAUGCCGCUCACAGCAACCUGCUUGAGCCUCCGGACUCGUUGGCUAUGUUCGAUGUCAAGCAUGUCCAGCUUCAGUUCCCCCUGGCUGCCGACUUUGUGGCCGCGCAGGUAGCCGAUAACGUUCUAAUUCUCGCCUUAUCGACCGGUCGCAUCCUGCGGAUUGACUUGAAUAACCCUGAACAUAUUGAUGAUGUCGACCUCCCGAAGAAGUCGUCGGAGAUAGGCGUAAUACGUCGGAUGUUUUUGGACCCUUCCGCUUCCCACUUGAUCAUCACCACAACCUUGGGCGAGAACUACUACCUCCACACGCAGUCACGGCAGCCGAAGCCAUUGUCGCGACUCAAAGGGCUUCUAAUCGAGAGCGUCGCAUGGAGCCCCUCGCUUCCGACAGCAUCUACUCGAGAAAUACUACUGGGCACGACUGAUGGCCAAGUAUGGGAAACCUAUAUCGAACCAUCUACCGAGUUCUAUCGCCGCGAGGAACGAUAUGCCACUUCAAUAUAUAGAACAUCGGACGCGUCACCGGUAACGGGUGUAUGGGCGGAGUCGGUGACUUCGAAGGCUGAGCAGAGGCGGGUAUUGGUGGCAACACAUGGCAGGUUGUUGUGUUUCCUGGGGCGCACUGGAAGGUCUGGUAGAGAGGGCGGUGGUUCUAUAUAUGCCGACCUUCUUCAAAAGGAAACCCCCGUUGUUCAUGAGAUCGAGCGGGCGUCUGGUUCUGCACCUUCGGCUCUGGCCGUUUCGCCGCCUGGAUCUGACGCACCUCGCGUGGAUGGCCAGCCGGAGAAAGAGUUUGCAUGGCUCAGUUCUGAGGGUAUAUAUCAUGGUCUACUUCCAUACUCUAAAAAGCUGGAACAGCCGUUUGAAGGAUCUACUAUGCUUUCACGGUCUAUUUUCCCGGCGACGGAAUCCGCGCGUGGAGGCAAGAAGCUGAUUCAGAACCCAAUAACCGCGAUGACAUUAUCGGAAUGGCAUAUUCUAGUCCUUGUCGAGGGUAGAGUUGUCGCUGUUAACCGCAUGAAUGAUGAGAUUGUCUUUGACCAAGAGGUUCUGGAACCUGGCCAGGGGGCUCUGGGUCUUGUAACCGAUGCUAUGAAAGGCACCUACUGGCUGUUUACGGGUCAAGACAUUUUUGAAAUUUGUGUGCAGGACGAGGCCAGAGAUGUUUGGAAGAUCUUCCUGCAAAAACAGCUGUUUGAUCAAGCCCUUCAAUAUGCUCACACGAGCUCUCAGAAGGAUGCUGUUGCUACGGCGUCGGGCGACUUUCUUGCCAGCAAAGGCCGGUAUCUGGAAGCCGCCGGCGUCUGGGGUAAGAGUAGUAAAGGGUUUGAAGAUGUCUGUCUAACGCUUAUCAAGCGCGGUCAGCACGAUGCUCUACGGAACUAUUUGCUCUCCCAGCUCUCGGUGUAUAAGAAGUCCUCUUCAAUGCAAAGGACUAUGGUUGCAAGCUGGCUCAUAGAAGUUUUCAUGACUAAAUUGAACUCUCUUGACGACAAUAUCACGACCAAAGCCGAGCUUGCCGAAGGGUCAAGCACCGAAGACAUGGAGGGCGAGCUCAGGACUGUUCGAAACGAAUUCCAAGAGUUCGCGACAAAGUACAAGUCUGACUUGGAUCAAAAGACGGCCUACGACAUAAUCAGCAGUCACGGACGUGAAAAGGAAUUGCUGUUUUUUGCGACUGUGAUCAACGACCACAACUAUGUUCUGUCAUACUGGAUUCAACGAGAAAACUGGACUGAAGCUCUCAAUGUCCUGCAAAGACAGAGUGACCCAGAGGUGUUUUACAAGCACAGCAGCGUUUUGAUGACCCACGCGGCAACUGGGUUGGUCGACAUUUUGAUGCGACAAACGAAUCUUGAGCCCGAGAAGCUUAUACCUGCGUUGCUGAAUUAUAACAACUCCGUUAGUGUGCCGCUGACCCAGAAUCAAGCGGUGCGAUACCUCAACUUCAUCAUCGUCAAUCACCCGAACCCAACUGCUGCAGUGCAUAACACGCUCAUAUCAAUACACGCUUCGAGUCGCUCGUCGUCCGAAGCAGGACUCCUUACCUAUCUCCAGUCGCAGCCAUCCUCCCCUCCUCCUUACGACGCCGAUUUUGCACUUCGGCUGUGCAUCCAGCACCAGCGUGUUCAGUCAUGUAUCCAUAUUUACAGUGCCAUGGGCCAGUAUCUCCAGGCUGUGGAGCUGGCUCUGCAGCAUGAUGACAUCGAGAUGGCGGCCAUCAUCGCGGACCGUCCGGAGGGGAACAAUAAGCUACGAAAGAAGCUCUGGCUCUUAGUUGCGGAGAAGAGAAUCCGGCAACCCGGAACGGGGAUUAAAGACGCGAUUGAAUUUCUUCGCAGGUGCGAACUGCUCCGAAUCGAAGAUCUCAUUCCAUUCUUCCCAGACUUCGUGGUCAUUGAUGACUUUAAAGACGAGAUCUGCACUGCACUGGAGGACUACUCUCGACAUAUUGAUGCGCUACGACAAGAGAUGGAUAAUUCGGCGCAAACAGCGCGGCAAAUACGAUCCGAGAUUGUGGCUCUUGAUACACGAUACGCGAUUGUGGAACCGGGCGAGAAAUGUUGGAUAUGCUCGCUGCCAGUGCUCAGCCGACAAUUCUUCGUUUUCCCCUGCCAGCACGCAUUCCACAGCGAUUGCCUAGGGCGCCAAGUGCUUGAAGGGGCGGGAGGAAAGAAGAAGUACAUUCGAGACUUACAGUCACAACUAAACGAGGGAGCCCUCACUGCGUCUCGACGAGAAGAAAUAGUGAAAGAGCUGGACGGCUUAAUAGCAGAAGCAUGUAUCCUGUGCGGCGACCAUGCGAUCAAACAAAUCGAUAAACCAUUUAUAACCCCGAAAGAUGAUGCCGACGAAUGGGCUCUAUAG
Molecule: messenger RNA, 2892 nt
Organism: Aspergillus puulaauensis
Lineage: Eukaryota; Fungi; Ascomycota; Eurotiomycetes; Eurotiales; Aspergillaceae
Product: vacuolar protein sorting protein DigA
Exons: 3
Coding region: 1-2892 (963 amino acids)
Biological process (GO): endosome organization; organelle fusion; vesicle-mediated transport
Cellular component (GO): endosome; HOPS complex
Molecular function (GO): protein-macromolecule adaptor activity
Source: RefSeq, a predicted model, not a curated record